Messenger RNA from Puntigrus tetrazona (Sumatra barb), 3510 nucleotides. RefSeq names its product secretory carrier membrane protein 1 (gene scamp1). Gene Ontology annotation, cellular component: trans-Golgi network membrane; recycling endosome membrane. The transcript is spliced from 9 exons. The coding region runs from base 120 to 1136 and encodes 338 amino acids. NCBI's taxonomy places the organism in Eukaryota, Metazoa, Chordata, Actinopteri, Cypriniformes, Cyprinidae. The record is from RefSeq and is a predicted model, not a curated record. Gene Ontology annotation, biological process: protein transport.
GACGUCAUUUCCGGUGCUGCCAUUUUGCGGUUGCGGAUCGGUCUCGAGCUGCUGCUGCGUCUCUCACCGAACACCGAUAAAACAGUCUUAACGUCAAAGCCCCGCUCAACCCCGGCGAAAUGUCAGAUUUUGACAGCAACCCCUUCGCGGACCCGGACUUCAGCAACCCGUUUCAGGAUCCGUCAGUGACACAAGUAACGCGGACUGCCCCGCCUGGCCUGGAGGAAUACAACCCUUUCACAGACACGAAGCCGGUCCCGCCGGGCUCCGCCCCUAAAUCGGUCCCGCCCACAGCCAACACGCAGCCGGCCAUCAUGAAGCCCACCGAAGAACCGCCAGCUUACACUCAGCCUCAGCAGACACAGGAUCAGGCGCGAGCCCAGGCCGAGUUACUGAGGAGACAGGAGGAGCUGGAGAGGAAAGCCGCGGAGCUGGACCGCAGGGAGAGAGAGAUGCAGUCUCUCAGCGCGUCAGGAGGGAGGAAAAACAACUGGCCGCCUCUUCCAGAGAAGUUUCCGGUGGGUCCGUGUUUCUAUCAUGACAUAUCCGUGGACAUCCCUGUGGAGUACCAGAAGACCGUCAAGAUCAUGUACUAUCUGUGGAUGUUCCACACGGGGACGCUGUUUGCCAAUAUAUUCGGCUGUUUGUCGUGGUUCUGUGUCGAUGCGUCGAGGGGAGUGGAUUUUGGUCUGGCCAUGCUGUGGUUCAUGCUCUUCACACCCUGUUCUUUUGUCUGCUGGUACAGACCUCUGUAUGGAGCGUUCAGGAGUGACAGUUCUUUUAGGUUCUUUGUAUUCUUCUUUGUCUAUAUCUGCCAGUUUGGUGUCCAUGUUUUGCAAGCCAUUGGCAUUACAGGUUGGGGAGCCAGUGGCUGGAUCUCAGCGCUGACCGGCCUCAACCAAAGUAUUCCUGUCGGCAUCAUCAUGAUCCUGAUCGCCGCCCUCUUCACCGCGUCGGCCGUCAUCUCUCUCAUCAUGUUCAAAAAGGUUCACGCGCUGUACCGGACCACCGGGGCCAGUUUCGAGAAGGCGCAGCAGGAGUUCGCCACCGGCGUCAUGGCCAACAAAACGGUGCAGACCGCCGCUGCUAACGCCGCCUCCUCCGCUGCCCGGGGAGCCUUCAAAGAGCAGAUCUGAUUGGCCCAGAGAACUCCGACUCCGCCCGUGCUACUCUGACCCCGCCCUCCGCAUUCCUCCCAACUGUCUUUACAGCCAAUCAUCAGCUCCGACUGGCUGUUCAAGACCACUCCCACACUCUUUGACUUAAUGCACUCCUGUGACUGACUGAGACCCCGCCCACUGCCCCUCCCCUCCUGUCAAUCAUCAGGUGUGCUCACCUGCUCUUUAGUUGGAGUGUGUGUGUGUGUGUGUGUGUGUGUGUGUGUGUGUGUGUGACGCCUGUCUGUGUGAAAACAGCCUGAAGAGUCCCUUUAUGUGUUCACAUCACUGUUGGGUGUCAGUUUGUCCCUGUUUGAACAACAGGAAGUGAUGUCAUCCAGUCUCCUUUUGUGGGAUCCAAGGAAAAAAGAACGGUUAUGCCCUCACAGGUCUGUCUUACCGGUCACCUCCGCUUAAACACACACCGCUUACAAUCACACAUCCAGGUCACGUUUAACCUCAAAAUCCAAAGAACGUAAACACGAUAUUUUGCCUCAUUUUUGUGACCGUUGAGCACAUUUAAAUGGCUAUUAACCAUUAAAAAAAAUAAAUAAAAAGAUUUUUUUCACAUUCGGCUUGAUUGUCACAAAAAUGUCAUGAAUGCAAAUGCCAUGCACAGAAUAUUUUGUGGCGUAACAUGACGUUUUGCAUGCAAAAUGUAGCUCGCCUGUGAAUUUCGGGGCGUAAUUUUGUGCAACAAAAAGCCUUUUUUGACACGAUGGGAUUCUACCGUGACCUCUUGCGUUAAAAUCUUCGGAUUUUGGUGUAAACUGCGACAACAAAAUACGGCUUCUCUUUACAUUUUAGGGUGUAACGCAACCGUUUGUGUAACCAGAUUUGCCAUUUCAUUGGUUUUCAGUCUACAGCGUGCAUUACAAAAAACCUCAUUUUUUUAAUAUACAACAUGACCUUUUGCAAAACACUUCUUUGGAUCUUGUUGUAAUAUGGCCCUUGUUUUUGGUGCAAUUCACCCAAGUAUGAUUCUAAACGUUUGAUCCUGCGAAUGAGCCGUCGGUGCACAGAAACGCUCCACACGCACCUCAGAGGGUCUCCUUACCUGUACAUAUAUAAAUAUAUAUAUAUAUAUAUAUAAAAACCUGUAUGAAGACUUAAAGUAUUGACUGAUUUUAAACACAUGAAUGAUUUUGAGGCUUUUUUUGUUGAUGUUUUUUUUUCAAAUAGAGUUGUUUUGGAAUGGAAACUAAUUCUUAAAAGCGUGAACCACUCGGGAUACGUUCCUGCACAUGCAUGGAAAGCUUACAGGAUUAACUGGAAAACCCCUUUAAAAUCCCAGUUAAAGUGUGUGCAUCGCCCCGAACAUCGCUAGCGUGUAAGACCGAGCCGUGCUGGGCCGCCUGGGCUGGGAUCCUGAAUCACACUGUCUGUCGUCGUUUGAAGCGUAGAGCUUUUUAAGUGAUGUUUGUUUUCCUCUUUUUAUCGACUGGAGCAGAGAACCUUGUAGCCUUGGUUACUGUCGCCAAGAGACAGCUAAGUUUUGCAGUUAUGGGAUAUGCAUCAAGAUGCAGAUUGAUCUUGAUCUUAACCUUUCAGCAACACUCUGUGUGUGUGUGAGUGUGUGUGUGUGUGUGUGUGUGUGUGUGUGUGUGUGUGUGUGAGAGAGAGAACAAACUGUGUUCAUCACCUAUUUUCAGUAUUGAGUUUGUUUGAAGUCUUUUUAAUUUAUAACUUUAAAGAAGUAGUCCACCCGAAAUGUUUUUUUUUUUGGGGUGAAACAUUUCAAUGUUCUUUACUUUCUUUAAAAUGUCAUUGAGUGUAAUAUUUGUGUUCUGAAUCUUUUUUUCAGUCGUGUAAGGUUCUCUUUACACUCUGUGUGUGUGUGUGUGUGUGUGUGUGAGAGAGAGAGAGAGUUACUGCAAGUCGUUCUUCCUUUUAUAAAUAAGUUUCAACAAAUGGCACCUGAAUGUUCCUCUAUUUUUGUUCGUUUCGUAUCGCUUUCAUUUAAAACAGGAAAAAAAAACCCUUCAAGAAUCUAUUGGGAGCGCGAGACGACAGAAAAACUGACGUGACCUCUUGUGUUUGGUGCAAUGGAUCGUGGCUUUAAGCUGUCUUUUUUUAAUUAGUAAUGUUAGUCGACUUAGCUGAAACACUGAACGGAUUGAAGAGCAUCACUGGUUGUACUGCUACUACUACACUGACAUUAUUUAAAAGAGACGCGAGGGAUAUUUGUAUAUUUUGUAUAACUCAAGGAACGGUGGCCUGUCGUCCUGGAUUUCAUUGUACUGUACAAAUGCACUCAUGUCUCGCUCCCUUAGUCGCAUGUUGAGUAGUUUGAGUUUUGUAUAUUUAUUGUAUUAACACAAAAAUAAAAUUAAAAAAAAACAACUACAUAAAA